AUGAACUUGACGACGGGGGAAAUCUCGCUGCUAUACAAUGGAUCAGACAUAUCGGAAAUUGUUUUUGUUGGACCAACCAAUACAAGCAUUCUCUACAUCAACGGCACCAAUGAAGAGGAUGAUGGUGGCAUUAGCAUAUACGGCGGGGACAUUACCGCCCUGGACGAUGCCUAUCUCAUCACUUCCCUACCUGCCCCAUACUCUGGCCUGAAAGCCGUCGUCACUCCUUCAGGGGACAUUAAUUUCCUCCUCAAUAGCCUGGCUUGGCCGAACGGAACAGCGUACAAUGAAGCUGUGGUGGAGGAGCCCUUGAGCACGGCGCGUAUAUAUGACAGUAUCUACGUCCGACAUUGGGAUACAUGGCUUACCGAGCGAAAGUAUGCGGUCUUCGCCGGCACGUUGACUGGAGGGUACCAAUAUUCUUUCUCCGGAAACCUGACAAACCUGGUCUCCGGCAUUUCCAAUGUCACCCGCGCUGAGAGCCCUGUGCAGCCUUUCGGCGACUCCGGAGACUACGACAUUUCUCCUGAUGGCAGCACAGUGGCCUUCUUGACCAAGAACGUUGACCUUCCUCUGGCCAAUUUUACAUCCUCCCAGAUCUAUCUCGUCCCCCACAAUGGUUCAUCAGGAGCCAUUCCCAUCAACGGGUUCUCAGGCGCUUCCACUCCUCCCAACGCUCGUGGUGCUUCAGCACAACCCCAUUUUUCUCCCGAUGGCUCGAAGAUUGCCUACUUCCAGAUGGACGGUAUUUCAUACGAAUCAGACAAAAACAAGAUCUAUGUGGCCGACGUCGACUAUGAGAACUUCAACAUCACCGUGCUGGCAGAGGACUGGGAUAGCACUCCUGAUCAAAUGGCAUGGUCUGGGGAUGCCAGUUCGCUCUUUGUCGCGGCGCCCGAUCUUGGGAACGAGCGCAUUUUUGAGAUCCCAUUGUCGGCGCCCGCCGACUUCGAACCGACAAAUAUCACGGAUGCAGGCGUUGUUGCGUCAUACUAUGUCUUGCCUGACGGGAAUCUCCUGGUAUCCGACUCCAAGAUCUGGACCUCCCGCGAUUUCUACAUUAUUUCGCCCGAGGGGGCUCUCGUCACCGACCUUUUCCGUGCCAACUUGGUUGAUCCCGAGCUUGCCGGUCUAGGCCCAGAAGAUGUGUCUGAAUUCUACACUCAAGGGAACUUUACCCAGGUCCAGAGCUGGUUGAUCUUUCCAGAAGGAUUUGACGCAAACAAAACGUACCCCUUAGCAUUCAUCGUGCACGGUGGUCCGCAAGGGGGCCAUUACAAUUCCUGGAGCACCCGAUGGAACUUCAAGGUGUGGGCGGAUCAAGGCUAUGUGGUGGUCGCACCGAACCCAACAGGCUCCACGGGAUGGGGUAUGGCGUUCCAAGACGCAAUCCAGAACAACUGGGGAAGUUACCCGUAUGAAGAUUUGGUUGCCGUCUGGAAUUACGUUGACAGCAAUCUGGAUUAUAUCGACACCCAGAACGGCAUCGAGGCUGGCGCCUCGUAUGGCGGAUACAUGACCAACUGGAUCCAAGGCCAUGACCUUGGGAGAAAGUUCAAGGCUCUUGUUACUCAUGACGGUGUCACGAACAUGGUUGGACAAUAUGCGACGGAGGAACUAUGGUUCACCCAACACGAUAUGAACGGAACUCUGUGGGACAAUCGAGACCACUUUGAGCGCUGGAACCCGAUCAAUCACAUUCACAACUGGGCGACACCGCAUUUCGUGGUACACAAUGAUCUCGACUUCAGGCUGCCGGUGUCGGAGGGACUGAUGCUGUUCAAUAUCUUGCAAGAGAGAGGUGUUCCGAGUAAAUUCCUGAAUUUUGCUGAUGAGAACCACUGGGUCCUCAACAGGGAGAAUAGUAUCGUCUGGCACCGGGAGAUCUUCGACUGGAUCAACCACUAUUCGGGGAUCAGUGGAUGA
Molecule: messenger RNA, 1926 nt
Organism: Capronia coronata CBS 617.96
Lineage: Eukaryota; Fungi; Ascomycota; Eurotiomycetes; Chaetothyriales; Herpotrichiellaceae
Product: dipeptidyl aminopeptidase
Exons: 4
Coding region: 1-1926 (641 amino acids)
Biological process (GO): proteolysis
Molecular function (GO): serine-type endopeptidase activity
Source: RefSeq, a predicted model, not a curated record